AUGAAUCACCAAGAUGUCUGGAGCAGCAGCAUUGGCCCUGUGAGAGCGGAGGACUGGGAGAUGCUCCCACAGUCUGCCAUCCCAUGUGAUCCAGCAGGGAAGCCCCAGGUUUCUGUCCAGGCCAUGCUCAUGGAUGUAAGAGUGCAGCCUGGGGAUGUAGGAGCUUCUGAUGAGCCAAACACGUGGUGUGCGGUGUCCAGAUCUCUCCUGAAGCGUGCUGGAGUUUCUCAUUUAUCUGUUGAUGCUUCUUCCGUUUCAGUAGAGCAUAAGGAUUUCUCAAUCACUGGAUGUUCUGAAACAGAGAAAGAGUCUAUGACUGGAUCUAACGGAGAGGAGGCGUGGCAUGCUGACUUUAAUAAGAAGACAGGAGUAGUUACAUUACCUGAUUUCGCAGAUCCUAUGAGCUUUCCAGGAUAUUAUGAAGAAAGUGUUGCAGAGCAAGAAGUAUGCAAACAAAACAUGGCUGUACUCAUUAAAGCUUACGAGAGUCCACCAGAGGAAAUGGACCCUCCUGAGACGUUCAUCUAUUCGAGGAACGAUGUGCAGCUGGCUGUUGAAAACACACUCAUCUGUCACGUGACAGGCUUCUUUCCUCCACCUGUCAGCGUCUCAUGGGCUAAGAACAAUGUGAUUGUGACAGAAGACGUGAGUCUGAGUCAGUACCGGACGAGGAGCGACGGAUCCUUCCUCGUGUUCUCCUCCCUGAAGAUCACUCCUGAAGAUGGAGACGUUUACAGCUGCACAGUGAAUCACCGAGCGCUCCUGGGCCAACCGCAGACCAGAAUAUGGAGCAUCCCGGAGGCGGCUGCUGUCCUGCCCAGCCUGGGUCCGGCGCUCUUCUGUGGAGUGGGAUUGACUCUGGGGCUGCUGGGAGUCACUACUGGACUCUUCUUCCUCAUUAAAGCAACUACGACCGACAUGCCAGACAUGGCCAAAAACAUCAAACAUUUAAUGCAGUGGACCCAAUCAAAGACAGUUUCUCCAGGAUUCUGAAGACAGUACAU
Messenger RNA from Sinocyclocheilus anshuiensis, 1004 nucleotides. RefSeq names its product H-2 class II histocompatibility antigen, A-U alpha chain-like. NCBI's taxonomy places the organism in Eukaryota, Metazoa, Chordata, Actinopteri, Cypriniformes, Cyprinidae. The record is from RefSeq and is a predicted model, not a curated record. The transcript has 4 exons. Gene Ontology annotation, biological process: immune response; antigen processing and presentation. Gene Ontology annotation, cellular component: MHC class II protein complex; membrane. Bases 1 to 993 code for a protein of 330 amino acids.